Molecule: messenger RNA, 2175 nt
Organism: Hansenula ciferrii
Lineage: Eukaryota; Fungi; Ascomycota; Saccharomycetes; Phaffomycetales; Wickerhamomycetaceae
Exons: 1
Coding region: 1-2175 (724 amino acids)
Biological process (GO): regulation of DNA-templated transcription
Molecular function (GO): copper ion binding; DNA-binding transcription factor activity; DNA binding
Source: RefSeq, a predicted model, not a curated record
AUGAUUUAUGGGACAUAUUUGAAAAUAGCUUGUCAAUGUUGCAUUCAAAGCCAUAUCACAGGAAAUUGUAAUCAUUUAGGUCAGGGACUCUUGGACUCAUGUGUUUUGGGUAUGGGAUCAAAAGGUUGUUUAGAGGUUUUAGUUGGAAAUAGAAGACCCAAAAAUGGUGAUUAUAUUAGGAUUAUUUUAAGUUCUGCUGAUUUGGUUUCAGAUCGUAAUAAAGUUUGUGCAAUUACAAAUGAUUUUGAAUACCAUUGUGGUCUUGAUUGCUGCAAAGAAAAGCCAACUGAUGUAUAUAUUGAUGAUGUUAAUGCUGCUUUUUUAAAGGUUCCAGGAGAUUGCAACCUUUAUGACUUGAAUGAAUGUGUUGAAAAGGGUACACCAAUUCAAUGUAAAGAAAUUCCAUAUUGUUUUCUCAAUAAUACACAUAACUAUAAUCAGGGUGCUGCUAAAAACAGAUUGGAUGAAGAGAAUCCCAUAUUAUCAUUUAAUGAGAUAUCAACUCCACAAUCUAUAAGUCCUGUUCAUUCACCUUUUCCUAUGCUAGAAGAAUUAUUAGCAGAAUCUCCAAGUCUACAUAAUCACAAUGAUAUGUCACCAAUUGAUUUUUCUUCAUCCCCAACAUAUAAAUAUAAUACAAUAACUCAAGAUCCAAAAUUAGAAGGGAAAUUUAAUUAUGAAGUUGAACCACCUUUGAAUAAUAAUGCUGCUAAUGGAUCAACUCCAAUUUAUCAUCAAAAUUUGAUAAAUAAUGUUCCAUUUAUUCCAAACUCUAAUAUAUUACCUUUCCCAGGACAAAUUGAUAAUUCAAAUUAUUUCCAACCAGCUAAUAACAAUGCUAUACAUACCUAUGGCUCAAAUAAUUACCACAAUUCAUUCAACAAUAAUCUGAAUAUUACAUAUACAUCCUCAAAUCCUUCUGGUUAUUUAAUCAAUACUGUUCCUAAUAUCCCCACCUUGAAUAAUAGCCCAUUCCCUGCAAACGAUAAUGAGAUACCUCACCCAGGGACAAUUGGUGGUGACUCUCCCAAUUUAUCAUUACCUGGCUACUCAAUUGUUAAUUUUCAUAAUAAUACAACUACUCAACAACAAUACGAACAAGUUUUUACAAACCAAUUUUUAGUUAAUACUGAUGAGAAAGAAGUUGAUGUUACCAACUCAAAUUCACAGAAGACUCCAAUUUAUCAUCAAUUGAAUACUAAAUUUUAUAAAUUUAUAUUUGUAAGACCUAAAAAUAUAAAGCAAUGUCAAGGGUUGUAUGCAGAUGAAUCAGAAAGUGAUGAAGAAGAUUAUGAAGAUUAUUAUAUUGAAAGAAAAAAGAAGAAGCAAGAAGUGGUUGGAAUUAAUGACAAAAUUGUGGUUGAAAAGUAUGGUAAGUAUGAUGUACAUGAUGAUGAUGGAUAUGAAGAUGCAAAAAUUCCAAACAUCCAUUUAAGUCAAGAAGAAAAGAAUAAAUUUAUGAAACAUUAUGAACAAGUUAAAUUGGAUUAUGAAGUAAAUAAAAUUUGUGCUUUGAAACAUGGUAAUAUCAAUCCGUUUUAUUUAUCAGCAUUUAAUCCAAUGAAUAAUUAUAAUAAUUUAAAAGAAAAACUUGGAAUUACAAAAAAUGAUAAAUUUAAUCUUGAAAUAGUACCUCAAACUGUUAAUAAUUAUUCUGUUAAUCCUACUGAUGAUCAAAUUAUUGAACAAGUUAAUAAACAAUUAAAUGGUGUUAAUGCAAAUAAAUUAUAUUUUGAUGGUGACAAGUUUGGUAAAGAUUUUAAUUUAGAUGAGAAAUUAUAUCAAAAUGAUCAAAAUUUAAACAAUGAUUGUAAUUUUUUACAAAAUGGUUAUAAAGUUGAAUUGAGUAAAUCUCAAAGAAAAUUUCAAAAAGAUAUUGGUUAUUGGAAUAAAAAUUUACCUUCAUCUUAUUUAGAUGAAUCAAAAUUUGAUGAUAAUUACAAUUCAAAUGAAAUUUUAGGUACAUCAAUUAAAGCUAAUGAUAUUAAUAAUUUGAAUUUUAAUAAACAAAAGCAGGUGAAUGACAAUAGAUUACAUACUACUAGUUAUAAUAAAUCAAUUUCUCAAAAACCAAUAAUUCCUGUUGUUUAUAAGGGAAAUAAACUAAAAACCCCCUUUAAACAAGAUGAUGAAUUAUCUUCAAAUGAUUCAGAUGAAAGAUUUUUAAAUUCUUGA